GGCAUUCCUGAUUAUAUUUCAAAGAUGGAAUUCCUAUAUCUGAAAGAUGCUGGACUGUUAUCUAACAUUGCAUAUCCAACAGUUCUUUGCAAGGAGCGAACUGUAGACCUGAUAUUGUCAUUUGAUUUCUCUGAAGGUGACCCAUUUCAAACAAUUAGAUUUGCCAAGGAGUACUGUGACAAAAAUCACAUCAUGUUUCCUGAUAUUAAUGAAGCUGAAAAUGCGGAUGUCAGUUAUCCAAAUGACUGCUACAUCUUCAAGGGUAACAAGGAAGAGAAGAAACCAACAGUAAUGCACUUCCCACUUUUUAACAAAGCGAAUUGUAAAGAACGUACUGGCAUUCAGCAGUAUAUAGAAGAAUUCAACACAAUGAAACUCACUUAUACAGAAGAGUCAUUCUCCAAGUUGAUAAAUGCUGCAAAGAAAAAUGUUCAAAACAACAUUCAUUUCAUAACAGCAGAGAUUAAAAAACUUGUCACAGAGGAAGUGAUCUUCAAAGCUAAGAUGUAUCUGAACACCUUAGCACUGCUGGCAAUGCAAGAAGAUGCUAGCAAAUAGAAGAAUUCUUCACAUAUGAUGUAGAUGCAGAGAUGAUUCAUUUUAGUUUUAAGUUGACAACUUACGAAUAUUGGCAUAUGUAUUUCUUUUGUGAAUCUGGAUCAAUGCAUUAAAUAUUUCUAGCAAGUAAUCUAUUAACUUGGCUUAUAUGACUAUUAACGCCAUCCUUGAAAUGACAUGCAACAGUUGUUUCAGUGCUUAUUAUUUCUUAAAAAAUACAGAUGCAACACCGUGGCAUCUCAGAUUAAAUAACACAGACCAAUAAUCAAUUCAAAAACUUUACUCUAUUUGUCUUAUAAUUUGGAUAAUUACAAUAAAUUAUUAAAAAAAUUGGAAUCCCUUUUUGUAAUCCAUCCAUUCUCAACCCCUUUCUCGUAUUUUGCACAUGGGGUCGAGGUGUCACUUUUAACAGCAGCAAUCACCUCGAGUCAAGGUUUACAAGGCCGGGUGGCUAGACCUGCCGUGGUAGUUCAUCCAUACCACUCACUUGUACACACAUUUGCACCUACAGCCAAGUUAGAGUGUCCAAUCCACCUACUGCAUGUCUUUGGAGUGUGGGAGGAAACCGGGGCACCCGGAGGAAACACAUAGGACCACAGGGAGGAUAUGUAGACUCCACACAGAAAGUACCCCAGAAUCCCGUUUUGUAAUGUCCUUUUUGAACUUUGACUGCAACAUAUGUAUGUAUGUAUAUAUUACAAAUAAUAUGUAGCUUGUGUUACUGAUAUUGUCCAGUUUCAUAAACAUGACAUGCAAGAGACAAGAGCACGUGCAGUUGUCAUGUAGAUAAAUGUGACAGCAUGUGAUUCAGUUAUGUUAAGCUGCUGUUAAUUUUGGCCUCAACAACUCCAGGACUCAUUAGCAAAGAAUUAUGCAAAUAAUCUACCGCCAGUGGAGGUAUGUUAGAGCAAACCAAGACUUCAAUACAGUACUUGGCAGAAUCCAGCCACAUGUAUGCAAUAUCAGAUUUAGGAACUCAUCAACUUCUUCCUACAUUUCUGGUAAACCCUCAGCUAUGGUCUAGCUUUGCAUGACCAAUAGUUACUUGAGAUGGAGGAAAGCCUAUGGACUUUUGCACUGCUGGCAUUUGAUGUGACUCCUCAACACUUCUUUUCCAUCCAACAUGCAGUCCGGCAGUCUGUCUGCGCUCAAAUGCAUGCAGCAAAUACACUGUAUGUAUGCCCAUUUAAGGUUUAUUACAUUUACCUGCAUAAGCAACAAUGUCUCUGAAAUGCUCUAGCAUGCAUUGCAUACUGAUGCAUAAUGGUGUAGAACCCAUAUAUCUUUAACCUUGGAGUAGCCUGUCCACAUCACUGGAAACUGUAACAAGACAUAUGUUGAACAUAUGAAAUUGUCAUUGGCAGUCCCAGUCCACUUGUGAGCAUUAUGACAGCCCAAAAUAAUGGAAUCCUGUACUUUCAACUUACUUAACACAUACACAGAGAAGAGAAUGGGGCACAUGAUUACCUUUUAUUUAAUUCAAUGUUUGAGCACUUAUAAUUGUGUAAUAUGUUCAAGAAAUUUGUAGUCUGUUCAUCACUUCCAUUUCUAAAUGUAUUUGUAUUCAGUGAUAAAUAUAUUAAUGUUCUUCUGGCACAUGAGGCCAAGCAAUGUAGAACUUGUAUAAUUUAUAUACGGUUGAAGAAAACUAAUUGAAUCAUCUUUACAAAUGAAAACAUAAUGACAGACGGCUGUGUAAGGAGUCAUUAAUUGGUCCAAGCAACUUUAUCUGUAAAAUAAAUAUGUUUGCAAUCACUUUUAUUCACACUGCACUUAACUGUGAGUUUGGAACUUAUUCUAACUCUGAUGUUAAUUAAUACUUCUACAUUUAGCAUAAUACCCAAUUUUCUGGUUUCACUAACACAAAAUUAUAAUUAUACCUUUGUUUGAAAAAUGUCAUUAGAACAAUAA
Protopterus annectens (West African lungfish) is the source of this 2469-nucleotide messenger RNA. Its product is annotated as cytosolic phospholipase A2 gamma-like. NCBI's taxonomy places the organism in Eukaryota, Metazoa, Chordata, Ceratodontiformes, Protopteridae. Bases 25 to 558 code for a protein of 177 amino acids. Gene Ontology annotation, cellular component: cytosol; nucleoplasm; nuclear envelope. The transcript has 4 exons. Gene Ontology annotation, molecular function: calcium ion binding; calcium-dependent phospholipid binding. The record is from RefSeq and is a predicted model, not a curated record. Gene Ontology annotation, biological process: glycerophospholipid catabolic process.